AUGCGUGAGUGCAUCUCCAUCCACGUCAGCCAGGCUGGUGUCCAGAUUGGCAAUGACUGCUGGGAACUCUACUGCCUGGAACAAGGCAUCCAGCCCGAUGGCCAGAUGCCAAGUGACAAGACCAUCCGGGGAGGAGAUGACUCCUUCAACACCUUCUUCAGUGAGACCGGUGCCGGCAAGCACGUGCCCAGGGCAGUGUUUGUAGAUCUGGAACCCACAGUCAUUGAUGAAGUUCGCACUGGCACCUACCGCCAGCUCUUCCACCCUGAGCAGCUCAUCACAGGCAAGGAAGAUGCUGCCAAUAACUAUGCCCGUGGGCACUACACCAUUGGCAAGGAGAUCAUUGACCUUGUUCUGGACAGAAUUCGCAAGCUGGCUGACCAGUGCACAGGUCUUCAGGGCUUCUUGGUUUUCCACAGCUUUGGUGGGGGAACCGGUUCUGGGUUCACCUCCCUGCUGAUGGAACGCCUUUCUGUUGAUUAUGGCAAGAAGUCCAAGCUGGAGUUCUCCAUUUACCCAGCCCCCAAGGUUUCCACAGCUGUGGUCGAGCCCUACAACUCCAUCCUCACCACCCACACCACCCUAGAGCACUCAGAUUGUGCCUUUAUGGUAGACAAUGAGGCCAUCUAUGAUAUCUGUUGUAGGAACCUCGAUAUUGAGCACCCAACCUACACCAACUUUAACCUUAACCUUAACCGCCUUAUUAGCCAGAUUGUGUCCAUCACUGCUUCCCUCAGGUUUGAUGGUGCCCUGAAUGUUGAUUUGACAGAAUUCCAGACCAACCUGGUGCCCUACCCCCGCAUCCACUUUCCUCUGGCCACAUAUGCUCCCGUCAUCUCUGCUGAGAAAGCCUACCAUGAACAACUUACUGUAGCAGAGAUCACCAAUGCUUGCUUUGAGCCAGCCAACCAGAUGGUGAAAUGUGACCCUCGCCACGGUAAAUACAUGGCUUGCUGCCUAUUGUACCGUGGCGACGUGGUUCCCAAAGAUGUCAAUGCUGCCAUUGCCACCAUCAAGACCAAGCGCACCAUCCAGUUUGUGGAUUGGUGCCCCACUGGCUUUAAGGUUGGCAUUAAUUACCAACCUCCUACUGUGGUGCCUGGUGGAGACCUAGCCAAGGUCCAGCGAGCUGUGUGCAUGCUGAGCAACACCACAGCCGUGGCUGAAGCCUGGGCUCGCCUGGACCACAAGUUUGACCUGAUGUAUGCCAAGCGUGCCUUUGUUCACUGGUAUGUGGGUGAGGGGAUGGAGGAAGGAGAGUUCUCUGAGGCCUGUGAGGUCUUGGCUGCCCUUGAGAAGGAUUAUGAGGAGGUUAAAGCAGAUAGUUGUGAGGGAGAGGAUGAGGGUGAAGAGUAUUAACUAUGUGCUGCAGUUUUACACACUCCGUUGUCUUGGGGCUGUCUUAUUUCCAUUCUGUGAAACUGUCUAUUGUGGUUUUACACUGUCAAUAAAAGUGAUGUUUUCAUUU
Messenger RNA from Choloepus didactylus (southern two-toed sloth), 1468 nucleotides. RefSeq names its product tubulin alpha-1C chain-like. Bases 1 to 1359 code for a protein of 452 amino acids. Gene Ontology annotation, cellular component: microtubule; cytoplasm. The transcript has a single exon. Gene Ontology annotation, molecular function: GTP binding; structural constituent of cytoskeleton. The record is from RefSeq and is a predicted model, not a curated record. Lineage: Eukaryota; Metazoa; Chordata; Mammalia; Pilosa; Megalonychidae. Gene Ontology annotation, biological process: mitotic cell cycle; microtubule cytoskeleton organization.